Zophobas morio is the source of this 1266-nucleotide messenger RNA. RefSeq names its product popeye domain-containing protein 3-like. Gene Ontology annotation, molecular function: cAMP binding. Gene Ontology annotation, cellular component: sarcolemma. The coding region runs from base 17 to 1186 and encodes 389 amino acids. The transcript has 6 exons. Lineage: Eukaryota; Metazoa; Arthropoda; Insecta; Coleoptera; Tenebrionidae. The record is from RefSeq and is a predicted model, not a curated record. Gene Ontology annotation, biological process: skeletal muscle tissue development; heart development; striated muscle cell differentiation.
UGAAAGCCCUAGAACCAUGCCGGAGUUCACGGGACUGCAACACAAUGAAGAGCGACCCCACAUUUUGAUCGUUGGGACCGGGGACCACAACUCGUCCUCGCCUCUUGACAACAAGAACUUCACCUACAACAUCCCCUCUAAAACAUGGUGGCCCUGGUGCGACUACUGGAAAGACCCCCAGAACAUCCUCUUCCAAAUGGCUAACAUGUGCUUCGUCCUCGCCUACUCCUCCACCUGCUCGAAAAAAGGCGUCCUCUUCAUGCACUCCUGGCUAAUCAUCGGCUUGAUGCUCUUCUCCGCCUGGGCUUGGAACAUAAUCUGCGCUCCAGACGUCUUCACCUGGAACUUCGCUUUCAUGCUCAUGAACAUGGCCCAAGUUUUCCACAUCCUGUACCAACUCCGACCGGUCAAGUUCGACCCAGAACUGGAAGAAGCCUACCACGCCCUCUUCGAACCCUUCAAACUUUCCAGGCUGCAGUUCAAGCGAAUGGUGAGCGCGGAGUUCGCCCAGGUUAUGUCUCUGCACGCUGGAGAGGCCUACGCUGUGCAGAAUUUGACCCGGACGGACCGGUUGGGGCUGCUUUUGUCCGGGAAGGUGAAUGUUUUGUCGGACAACCAGUUCCUGCACCCGAUUUUGCCGUGCGAGUUUCUGGAUUCGCCGGAGUUUGAGUCCAGCAGGAACACCGUAGACGACAAAUUUAAAGUGUCGAUUGUGGCUGCAAGUACCUGCAGGUACUUGUACUGGCAACGAUCUGCUUUGGAGUACCUCUUCGUCAAAGACACCUACGUAGGAACGGUACUCACGACUUUAAUCGCUAGAGACAUCGCUACCAAGCUCUACGCUAUGAAUAACAAAAUUGUGACGGCAAAGGGUUCACAUUUGGAUAUUCGGCUUCCGAGUAUCACUUCGUCUUUGACUUCCAGUGGAGAGUACAAAUCUCCCAUCAGAACCAAAAAGACUGAAGCUUGUCCGUUGUCUCCUGGGGCGUUCUCCAAUGACAGUAGUCGGUACAGGUCGUACGAGAAAUUUAAAGAAAACGGGAAUCUUAGCCAGAACUGCUAUUUAAGCGAGAUGGAACCGUUGACUGAGCUUCCUUCGAGUGAUGACCUGACUUCCAACGACGUGGAGAGCUGGCUGGAGACGAGUUCUAAGUACCAUAGCUGUGAAAUUGUAGAUAUGGACUGAGUUAUAAUUGUUUCCAUGUUAAAUUAACUAAAUGUUCAUGUUUGUAAUGCUUUGCCAAUAAAUUCGUAAACACUAUAGAA